Messenger RNA from Cydia fagiglandana, 1371 nucleotides. RefSeq lists its product as uncharacterized. The transcript has 2 exons. Gene Ontology annotation, biological process: G protein-coupled receptor signaling pathway; phototransduction; cellular response to light stimulus. NCBI's taxonomy places the organism in Eukaryota, Metazoa, Arthropoda, Insecta, Lepidoptera, Tortricidae. The coding region runs from base 301 to 1371 and encodes 356 amino acids. Gene Ontology annotation, cellular component: plasma membrane. Gene Ontology annotation, molecular function: G protein-coupled photoreceptor activity. The record is from RefSeq and is a predicted model, not a curated record.
AUUACUACAGGGCAUCGACGUUAUUCGCAUUCGCACAUUCACGCCUGAGUCCUCAGUGCGUAAAUACACGCACCGUCAACUUACUUACUAAACAGCUAAAUGUGUCCGUUAAGUUUAAAAGUGAAAUUAAAAAGUGUAACUUAUGUAGAGUCGCAGGAGAGCGCUCUCUCGCAUACACAUGUGCGGUGAUUCACUACUGAAAAAAAAAACAUACCGAGGGACGGCGGAGAACGCGAGGCGAGUGACGCAGUGCCCCCGAGUCAUUGAUCCCGACUCGCUCCUGGAGUGUCGACGCGCGACAUGGCCGAGCCCUCGCGCGCGCUCGCGCCGCUCUUCCCGCCGCUCGCGCUGGCGGCCGGGCUGGCGUGCUGCGCCGGCGCCGCUGCCCUCGCCAACUGCGCCGUUCUCUCUGCGCUCCUCGCCCGCUCCAUAAACGGUCUCUCCGCAAUUAUAAUACAGUUAGCUGUUGCGGACCUCCUCCUUCUAGUUACCACAAUUGGGCCAGAAAUGUGGUCCUACAACUGCAGGUCAUGGAUUUUUGGAAACGGCGGUUGUGUUGCAUACCAAGGACUCAACGUGUUUGCGUCGACGGCGUCCUUGUAUUUAGUUACCACAAUAGCGUUACACGCUAUUGCUACGGUUAAUCUAGAAGUAAAAGCGGCAAGGUGGAAAGCUAAGAGAAGCACUCAAGAAGAAGAUGAAGAAAUACGAUCAUCUCGGCACAGCCUAGUAGCAGCCAGCAGCGACUCAUCGACGCCGCCUCGUACGAUGAAUGUGGACUACCGCCGGCUUACUGACACCAAGAUUUUAGUAACCCGGCCAAGUAUGUUUGUUUGGAUACUGUCUGCGUCCUUAAGUGUACCCGAGUUCACACUGGCCACAACAGUCCCUUUAGAAAAUGACACAAUCGUAUGCACUUUAAUCGAUUCUAAUCACAGAUUCUACAUGCAUUCAUUGAUUGCGCUAUUCAAUCUUUUCCUACCCAUCUUUAUUAUGACUUUGGCGUUUGCAUUAAUUGUUGUGCGGUUAAAGGCGCGAAGAACGCUAAGUGAAAUUAGUGAAGAAGUGGUGUCUGCGUUAAAAUUGUCUCUGUGCUUAAUCAUAGUGUUUGUCGUGUUGUGUGCGCCGCGAUCAAUUGUAAACGCGUAUUCGGUAUAUUCUGUCGCAGAAGAUAUGCACGACUCGGAAUCUCUGAUAGAGACAGUUAAGCAUUCCCUGCCUAGUGAUACGAUGACUGCUGUAAAUCUAUGGUUUAGUGCGACUUACUUACUUGCGCUAGUCUUACGACCUGUUUUGUGUAUAAUAUUGCUGCCAUAUUUGAAACAAAAGUUUACAUUCAGAUGUCGAACAAGUGAUGAAGAAAAUGUUUAA